UCUGUCACAAUGACUCAGCAGUUUCGUGUGCAGGAGGCGCUUAUAAAAGUGCGAGGCGGAUACUCGAUCUCACAAUUCCGAGUCGUAUCUCUCAAGGACAGAUCGUAGCAAGGCGUAUCCUUUGGACCCCAAAAAUGGCUCCCUACACCAUCACCUACUUUGCGGUUCGAGGGCGAUGUGGUUCCACGCGGAUCGCGCUCUCCGACCUGGGACAGGAAUGGAAGGAGACUGUCUUAAGUUUUGACGAGUGGAUGAAGGGGGAUCUGAAGGCAAAAUGCGUGUUUGGCCAGCUGCCAAAACUUGAGGAUGGUGACCUUGCCCUGUUUCAGUCCAACGCUAUCCUCAGACAUCUGGGCCGCAAGCAUGGGGCUUAUGGGAAGGAUGACAAGGAAGCUGCUCAAAUUGACAUGAUGGUCGACGGUGUCGAAGACCUCCGGCUCAAGUACAUACGCUUGAUCUACCAGGAAUACGAUACUGGCAAGGAAGCAUACCUCAAAGAUCUUCCUGACCACCUCUCCAAGUUUGAAGCUGUUUUGGCCCAGAAUAAAUCAGGAUUUCUGGUGGGGGACAAGGUCUCCAUUGCGGACUACACUCUUUUGGACGUCAUGCUCAACCACCAGGUGCUCUGCAGCCACAGCCUGGAUAAGUUUCCUUCCCUGAAGAGUUUUGUGGAUAAGAUGUCCGCCCGUCCGAAACUCAAGGCCUACCUGGAGUCCGAUGCCUACAAGAAGUUGCCCAUCAACGGAAAUGGGAAACAGUGAGGGGCCUGCAAAAGGGAGACAUGAAUCGAGCAGUUUUGUGUCUCCACUAGCCCUCCUGAGGAAAUUACUGCAUAUUAACUACAUUUUCUAGAGGAUGUAGAUUCUGAUGACGAUGGUUUAAUCUCUAGCUGGGAGAGGGUGGAUAGCCUUUUUUUUUGGUAAUGUUAAAAUCCCUGUGGAUGCACUGGGGAUGUAGGCUGUUUGGGUUUGUCUUGCCACAUAGGCCAUGUACCUACGUACAGCACGGCAGCUAGCUACCUAGCCAGCUUGCUUAUGGCAGCUAUGUCUGUUUUAGUCUAAAAAUAUUCACUGCAAUAGUGCACUCAUGAUUUGCAGUUGAUCAGUCUGGCAGUCAAAACAAUUGCUUCCAAACUGUUUAAGAGGGUAAGGAAAUGCUAUUCACUGCAUGGGUUAUGGUGGCUUUUUGACAUGCCUACAACAAUUGAAAUGAAGUGGCAUUCAUAAUGGCUUAAACCAAUACAACUACAGCCUAUAUCCAGCAUGCAAUCCAUCCUUUUACAAUUGAGCCCUGAGGAAAGUUAAAUAUUUGUACUUGUCAUCUCUUUUUACAGUCCUAUGAGUAAUUGUCCUGU
Anguilla rostrata (American eel) is the source of this 1354-nucleotide messenger RNA. Its product is annotated as glutathione S-transferase P-like. Gene Ontology annotation, molecular function: glutathione transferase activity. NCBI's taxonomy places the organism in Eukaryota, Metazoa, Chordata, Actinopteri, Anguilliformes, Anguillidae. Gene Ontology annotation, biological process: glutathione metabolic process. Gene Ontology annotation, cellular component: cytosol. The transcript is spliced from 7 exons. The record is from RefSeq and is a predicted model, not a curated record. The coding region runs from base 135 to 761 and encodes 208 amino acids.